AUGGCGGGAUUCUCAACGUCAUCCAUCUCACAUAAUAUAGAGCAAACACGAUUCAGAUCUAAAAUGCCAGGAAAAGAAGAAAUGGAAGUAAAAGGAAAACGCGGGAAUAACCGUAAAUCAGGAUGGCCAUCUCAGAACAAGCCUAAUAUGUCUCUUGGAAUCACUGGAGACAAGAAUUUUUCAGGAUCCUCAAUACCAUCUAAUGUAUUUAAAUCAGGAUCUUAUCGUUCCCAAAAAACGCCAACAACAGAGGCUUUGCAUGCCCAAAACAAAGGUUUUAAUAGUUCUGAAGUAUCUGCCUAUCUUAAUAGAGAAUGGAAAUCAGCUUUAGAUCGAGCUAAUGAUUCAGCCUAUCAAGCAAAAAAUAAACCAGAAAUUUAUAAAAUGACAGAUAAUGAAUGGAUGACUAAAAGUGGUUCUAUUACAUCAGUAUGGGCUGGUCGAGGUCAUUUGACAGUAAAGGGAACGACUUUUUUAAGUGAACUUCGAAAAAGUGUUUUAUCAAGCCUAUCAAAUAAUAUAACGGAACCCAAAGGCGGAUAA
Molecule: messenger RNA, 543 nt
Organism: Pneumocystis jirovecii RU7
Lineage: Eukaryota; Fungi; Ascomycota; Pneumocystomycetes; Pneumocystales; Pneumocystaceae
Exons: 5
Coding region: 1-543 (180 amino acids)
Source: RefSeq, a predicted model, not a curated record